This is a messenger RNA of Uloborus diversus, 1083 nucleotides long. Its product is annotated as calreticulin-like. The record is from RefSeq and is a predicted model, not a curated record. The transcript has a single exon. Gene Ontology annotation, cellular component: endoplasmic reticulum; endoplasmic reticulum membrane. Gene Ontology annotation, molecular function: calcium ion binding. Gene Ontology annotation, biological process: protein folding. NCBI's taxonomy places the organism in Eukaryota, Metazoa, Arthropoda, Arachnida, Araneae, Uloboridae. The coding region runs from base 1 to 1083 and encodes 360 amino acids.
AUGACUGCGAGUAAAAUAUAUUUUGUUGAGGAAUUCGUAGAUAAUGAUCAAUGGAAGAACAGAUGGAUUUCAUCUGAACACGAAAGCAAAAAGUGGGAAGCAUUCAUUUUAUCUGGUGGAAAUCUCCAUGAGCAAUUGGAGAUAGGUAAAGGUCUGAGAACAUCCAAAGAUGGUAGUUUCUAUGCGAUAUCUACGAAAUUCAAACCUUUUACGAAUAAAGAUAAAACUUUUGUGCUUCAGUAUUCUGUGAAACACGAACAAAAUCUGACUUGUGGUGGAGCUUAUGUUAAAGUGUAUGAUUGCAACUUGAAUCCCAGGCAAUUACACCAAAAGACAUCUUAUCUCCUCAUGUUUGGGCCAGAUUUCUGUAGUCCACAUGUGCAUAAGAUUCAUGUGAUUUUUAAUUAUCGGGGAAAACUUGUACCGAUGGAAUGGGAUAUUCGGUGGCCUUAUGACAAAUACAGUCAUCUAUACACGCUAAUAAUUUAUCCUAACAAGCGAUAUACAGUUAAAAUUGACAAUCUGGAUGUGGCAGAGGGAACACUAGAAGAUGACUGGAAGUUUUUGCCACCUAAAAAAAUUGAAAAUUUCAAAGCCCGAAAGCCUAAGGACUGGGAUGAGAAUUUUGAAAUUUAUGAUCCAAGUGACCAGAAGCCUGAUGACUGGGAUCAGCCCGAGUAUAUUUUUGACAAGAAAGCAACAAAACCUGACGAUUGGAAUGAGGAUAUUGAUGGAGCUUGGGAACCACCCUUAGUUAAAAAUCCAGCCUUCAAAGGUCCUUGGAAACCGAGAAAAAUCCGAAAUGCUAAUUAUAAAGGACCAUGGAUACGUCCAUUCAUCGAUAAUCCUGAUUAUUUUGACGAUCCUGACCUUUACGUCUUUGAAGAAAUUUGUGGAAUAGGAAUCGAUGUUUGGCAAGUUGAAUCUGGAACUAUAUUUGAUAAUAUUUUGAUUUCGGAUGAUCCCGGAGAAGCGGAGGAGCAUGGCUGGAAAAUAUGGGGCAAAAUAAGAGAAGUAGAAAGAAAAUCUUCUUCCAUGAUUCGAAAAAAGGAACGAGAACAUCAUGUACAUGACGAACUUUGA